Molecule: messenger RNA, 414 nt
Organism: Homarus americanus (American lobster)
Lineage: Eukaryota; Metazoa; Arthropoda; Malacostraca; Decapoda; Nephropidae
Product: foot protein 1 variant 1-like
Exons: 1
Coding region: 1-414 (137 amino acids)
Source: RefSeq, a predicted model, not a curated record
AUGGUUCCUCCUAGAGCUGUGGUAGAGCUGAAGGUUCCUCCUAGAGCUGUGGUUGAGCUGAAGGUUCCUCCUAGAUCUGUGGUAGAGCUGAAAGUUCCUCCUAGAGCUGUGGUAGAGCUGAAGGUUCCUUCUAGUGCUGUGGUAGAGCUGAAGGUUCCUCCUAGAUCUGUGGUAGAGCUGAAGGUUCCUCCUAGAGCUGUGGUUGAGCUGAAGGUUCCUCCUAGAUCUGUGGUAGAGCUGAAGGUUCCUUCUAGAGCUGUGGUAGAGCUGAAGGUUCCUCCUAGAUCUGUGGUAGAGCUGAAAGUUCCUCCUAGAGCUGUGGUAGAGCUGAAGGUUCCUCCUAGAGCUGUGGUUGAGCUGAAGGUUCCUCCCAGAUCUGUGGUAGAGCUGAAGGUUCCUUCUAGAGUGUGGUAG